Aspergillus oryzae RIB40 is the source of this 825-nucleotide messenger RNA. RefSeq lists its product as uncharacterized. NCBI's taxonomy places the organism in Eukaryota, Fungi, Ascomycota, Eurotiomycetes, Eurotiales, Aspergillaceae. The transcript has a single exon. The record is from RefSeq and is a predicted model, not a curated record. Bases 1 to 825 code for a protein of 274 amino acids.
AUGGCUAUUCUCGACAAGGAAAGCCGUUCACGCGGUCUCCGAAUGCCAUCACUUUCUGCAAUAAAAUCCAGAAAGAAAAACGCCGAAUCACCACCACGGAGAGAUUCAAGUUCCGAUGAAGUCGUGAUACCAGCACGAAUGGACUCGGCACCGGGCCGAUUUCUUCACUCGCAAGAGAAGGACCUGCCGCCCAACCCGCUGCCUUCUCCUCCCCCAUUCCCCUCUGCCCCAGCCGACUCAUUGUCAAACCAGUCGCCGUACCAUCACAUCAAUCCUACCCCUAAAUAUGAAGACCGCCCGCUUCCCAAAUUUCCUCGAGUUCCAGUUCCCAAGCGGGAGGAGCCGCCGGCUCCGGUUCCUGCUCUGGUUCCUGCUCCAGCUCCCGUACAACAAGUAACUCCUCCGUCCAGUGAAGAUCAUUACCCUAUCCACUAUCAGGAACACAUUCAGCCGAUUGAGGACCCGCUAGAGAGCUUUAUUCCCGAGCCAGAGCCAGAGCCAGGAGUGGAUGGUACCAGUGCAUCUGUCGAACCGGUUUCGAGCGAAGAGAGUAAUGGACCAUGGACACCACCAGACUACGAGCCCAUCGCCGCACCUCUAAAUCAAUUACACUAUGCCUGCUAUCAGGAACAUCGGUCAAUGCCCACUGCCAACAACCUCUGGCAUCCUCUUCCAUGUAUGACCUGCCAGAAGUAUGAUCGAGAAGUUCGACACCGAUGCGUUUUCUGUUGCCUGCGCAUUUGCGCCAGUUGUUAUCAGACGCUACAGAAAUGCCCGAAUCGCUCCCUGGCGCAGCUGAUGAAAACGAUACCUUCCCACGAGUAG